CGCAGUUUGCCUCGGCUCCCUGUCGGCCGUCUGCUCCAGCCCGGCCUGCUCCGCUGCGCCCCCAAGCACUCUGAUCGGACGGGGGAGUCCAUGUUGGGGAACUUGGCGGCGGAGUGACGGAACCCGAGCUUCCUGCGGUGGGGCCGCGGCCGCCGGAGCGAGCGCCUCGACCUCGGCCUGAGGAAACACUUUCUCAAGGAGAAAUGAAGAAGAAAACUGUAUAUACCCUACACAUGGGAGAUCAAGAGCAUGAAGAUAUGGAAGGCGAAGCAAGCAGAAAUAAUACUGCCAUUGCUGGUCUGUUGUACAGUGAAGCAGACAGAUGUCCAAUAUGUCUUAAUUACCUAUUAGAGAAGGAAGUUGGUUUUCCAGAAAGUUGUAAUCAUGUCUUCUGUAUGACCUGUAUUCUUAAAUGGGCAGAGACACUGGCUUCAUGUCCCAUUGACCGAAAGCCUUUUCAGGCAGUGUUUAAAUUCAGUGCUUUGGAAGGUUGUAUUAAGGUUCAAGUAAAAAGACAACUGAGAGAAACAAAAGACAAUAAAAAUGAAAGCUGUUUUAAGAAACAGCUGUCCUGUCAUGCAAGACCUGAAGGCUGUAUAAGAAAAAAGGCUGUCAUAAGAGAAGAUCUGUUAAGUGCAAGAUUUUAUGACUUGACAUUGCUAUAUAGAAACUCUUCAUACAAUAAAAUGGGAGGAAAGAAAAAUGCAGCAAUAAAGAUAGAUAAGACUCGAAGAUCAAAUCAGUGCACAAGUUAUUGCUUCAGAAAUUUUUUCUCCAAUUUAUUUUCUUCUGGUAGUUACAAUGGAGAAUCUUCCUUUACCUGUAGAGCUUACUGUACAGAAUUUAUAGAAGUCAAUGAAAUCAGUGCAUUGAUUAGGCAGAAGAGACAGGAACUGGAAUUGUCAUGGUUUCCUGAUUCAUUACCUGGAAUUGGAAGAAUUGGUUUUAUACCUUGGAAUGUCGAAGCAGAAGUUCUUCCUCUCAUUUCUUCUGUGUUGCCAAGAACUGUUUUUCCAACAAGUAUCUUAUCUUUAGAAAAUUUUGAUUCUUCUUGCAAGGGAUAUGCAUUAGCACAUACUCAAGAAGGAGAAGAAAAGCAGCAAACUUCUGGUGCUUCAAAUACCAGAGGAUCAAGACGAAAACCUGCAGCAACUCCUACAAGGAGAUCUACACGUAACACAAAAACUGAGACAGUCAACCAGUCUCAGAGAUCCCCAACAUCAAAUAAUUCUGGGUGUGAUGCCCCAGGUAACAGUAAUCCUUCUGUAAGUGUUUUAUCUCCAGCUGAGUCAGAAAAGCAAACAAGACAGGCUCCAAAACGGAAGUGUGUAAGAAGAGGAAGAAAACCACCUGUAUUGAAAAAGAAACUUCGGCGAUCUGUACCUCCCCCUGAAAAAUCAUCAUCUAAUGACUCAAUAGAGGAAGAAAUAGUGGAAUCUGAUGCAGCAGCUGUAUUAGAAAAAGAGCAACAAUCAGAUGUAGAAGAAAGUAACAUUUGUUCUGUUCAGACAGAUACAGAAAACCAGUCUGCUGAUUGCUUGAAAAGUUGCAAUGAACAAAUGGAAGAAAAUGAGGAAUGCAAGGAGAAUCGUGAUAUAGAGCAAAAAGUAGGAUCUUCAUAUUCUGAGUCUUGUACAGACAAUCCUCCUAUGUUAGUUGGAGAGGAAAAUAAAAAACCUGAGAAUAUAACAAUGGAGGCUAACGUUUUGAAUUCAGAAUGUGAAAUUUCUAAAGAUACUUUUGAAAAAGGAAGUGAUCCAUUAAAAAAUCAAGACCAGAUGUCAGAAUCAGAGGGAAAGACAGUUAUAUAUUCAAAUCCUCCAAGUGAUUUUCUUUCAUGUUCAGGAUCUGAAAUUGAAGUACCUCAUCAUGUUUCAAGUCUCCUAAGUGAGAUACCUGAGAAUAUAGAAUCAGAGGUUAAUGAACAAAAAGUAAUAGAGAGUCGUACAGUGGGAAUUAUUGACCAUCAAGAUUCUACAGUGAAAAUAGAAGAGUCUAUAGAGAUCCCUAAGUUAGAAUCUUCUGAAAGUGAAAUUAUACUAACAGUGGACAGAAAGACUGUUGAGACCUCAGAGAUUCAGUUGCUUGGACAUAGUGAAACUUGGGAUACAGAAAAAGCAACUUGUGAAACUGCUGAAAAUGGAAAUUUUAAUAGUACUCAAGACUCUGAAGAUAAUUUAGUAAAAAAUCUUAACACCAAAUUGGACAAACCUUUAGAAGAAAAGAGUGAUCCCAAAUCUCUGGAGUUGCUUAACACACACAUUGAACAGAUUGAGAAGCAUUUUAGUGAGGACAAUAAUGAAAUGGUACCUAUGGAGUGUGAUUCACUUUGUAGUGACCAAAAUGAAUCCGAAAUUGAAUCAUCUGUAAGUACUGAUUCUAAGCAGUUGAUUGAAAAUACUGUAGUACAUAGUUCUGAAAAUAGUAUGCCAUUUUCCAAUCCUGUAAAUGAAAAAAUUGAAACUCUAUCUCAGACAUCUGAAAACGCAUCAGAUACAGUAGAUAAGUCCAAAAAACCUCGUACUCGAAGAUCUAGAUUUCAUUCUCCGUCUACAACUUGGUCUCCCAACAAAGACACUGCACAAGAAAAGAAGCGUUCCCAGUCUCCCUCUCCCAAAAGAGAAACCGGAAAAGAAAGCCGAAAGUCUCGAUCACCAUCUCCUAAGAAAGAAUCUGCUAGAGGACGGAGAAAAUCUCGUUCUCAGUCCCCCAAAAAAGAUACAAGAGAAAGGAGGUAUUCUCAUUCUCGAUCUCCAAAAAGAGACAGUACUAAGGAAGGCAAAAGAUCUGAAUCACCAUCCCCAAAAAGAGAUACAUGUAGAGAGAACCGAAGAUCUCAGUCAAAGCUGAAAGAUACUUCCUCAAGAGAAAAAUCUAGGUCUCAGAGCAGAGAAAGAGAAAAUGAGAGAGAUGGGCAGAGGAGAGAUCGAGAUAGAGACAGGAGAACGCGAAGGUGGUCCCGAUCCAGAUCCCGGUCCAGGUCACCAUCUAGAUCUAGAACAAAAAGUAAGAGUUCAUCAUUCGGUAGAAAUGAAAGAGAUAGUUAUUCUCCUCGGUGGAAGGGAAGGUGGCCAAAUGAUACUUGGAGAUGUCCACGAGGAAAUGAUCGGUACAGAAGGAAUGACACUGAGAAACAGAAUGAAAAUAUAAGAAAAGAAAAAAAUAACAUCAAUCUAGAUGCUGAUGAUCCAAAUUCUGCUGACAAACAUAGAAAUGACUGUCCCACUUGGGUAACAGAAAAAAUAAAUUCUGGUCCUGACCCAAGGACCAGAAAUCCAGAGAAGUUAAAAGAUUCCCAUUGGGAAGAAAACAGAAAUGAGAAUUCAGGGACUUCUUGGAAUAAAAACUUUGGUUCAGGUUGGAUGUCUAACCGUGGUAGAGUUAACCGUGGCAGAGGCGCUUACCGAGGCAGUCUUGCCUAUACAGAUCAGAAUGAAAACAGGUGGCAAAACCGAAAACCCCUCUCAGGGAAUUCAAACAGUUCAGGGAAUGAUUCAUUCAAGUUUGUGGAACAGCAGGCCUAUAAACAGAAGAGUGAGCAGGAGUUCUCAUUUGAUACACCAGCAGAUAGGUCAGGGUGGACAUCUGCAUCUAGUUGGGCUGUGAGAAAGACUUUGCCAGCAGAUGUACAAAAUUACUACUCACGGCGAGGGAGGAAUCCUUCAGGUCAGCAGUCUGGAUGGAUGCGACAAGAAGAAACAGCUGAACAGGAUUCUAACCUUAAAGACCAAACAAACCAACAAAUUGAUGGUUCUCAGCUACCUGUAAAUAUGAUGCAGCCACAGGUGAACGUAAUUCCACAACAAAUGAACACUCAGCAUCAGCCUAUGAAUAUCUUCCCAUAUCCAGUGGGUGUUCAUGCCCCUCUGAUGAAUAUCCAGCGCCAUCCCUAUAACAUUCAUCCACAGCUGCCCUUGCAUCUCCAUGCAGGAGUGCCCCUCGUGCAGGUAGCCACUCCUCCCACUGUAACUCAGGGACUGCCCCCGCCCCCACCCCCACCUCCACCCUCCCAGCAAGUCAACUACAUGGCUUCACAACCAGAUGGAAAGCCACUGCAGGGUAUUCCUAAUGCUUCUCAUGUAAGUAAUAACAUGAGUACACCGGUCUUGCCUGCUCCGACAGCAGCCCCAGGAAAUACGGGAACAGUUCAGGGACCAAGUUCUGGUAACACUUCGUCAUCAAGUCACAGCAAAGCCUCUAAUGCUGCUGUAAAAUUGGCAGAAAGCAAAGUAAGUGUUACAGUGGAAGCCAGCGCAGAUAGCUCGAAGACAGACAAGAAAUUGCAAAUUCAAGAAAAAGCAGCCCAGGAGGUAAAACUGGCGAUUAAGCCAUUUUAUCAAAACAAAGAUAUCACCAAGGAAGAAUAUAAAGAGAUUGUACGGAAAGCAGUAGAUAAAGUUUGUCAUAGUAAGAGUGGAGAAGUUAACCCUACAAAAGUGGCCAAUCUGGUGAAGGCCUAUGUGGACAAAUACAGACACGCCCGGAAGGGGAGCCAGAAGAAGGCAGUAGAGGAGCCUGCGGGGGCAGAGCACAGCACCGGCUGAGGUGCAGAGCACUGCGGAGGCCACGACCCAGACCCUGCCAAGUGCAAUUUCAGCGUGUUCCAUUAGAAGAAAAUCAGACGGGACCGGGACUGAAAUUGGUUUUGAUAAUUAUUUUUUUUAUGUAGGAUAUGAUGUUUUGUUCUAAAGAAAUCUAGCUCUGCACUGCAACUUCCUUAUCCACAGCCUCACCUCAAAUAAAUAAAUUCAAGGGAAAGUAGAAGUUUUAAAGGAAUGUGCAUUUUUUACCAGGACCGAGUACUUGUGUGGAUGCUGGAAGAUGUACAGCUUUUGGAUUUGACUGUUUGACUGUAACAAUGGAGUGCAUAAAUUAGAAACUUCUAAGUGCACUGGUUUUGCAAGAGAUAUAUGUAAAAUACAUUUAUUCUGUCAGACUAAAAAAUAAAGUAUGAACUUUAUGACCUUCUCUCUCAUAACUAUAGAAAAUUAAAUAAUGUAUUACCAUGAAAAAUAUUUCUAAUAAAUAGAACAUACCCAGUUGCAGGGUUCCUAAUGUGUAUUUUUAAAGCACAUAUCUGCUUAGAUAGAAAACAAUAACAUGAGUAAAAUUUAGUGUUCAGAACUUUGAGAGCUCUUCACCUAUGUAUCACCAAAUAAAGGUUAUGCUGCUGUUUUUCUUUUGUGCCUUUUUUCCCCCAGUUGAGAUGAAGCAGUUUGAUUUGCUAGAUUACAACGUUGGCAGUUUAAAGUUGUUGAAUUUAGAAGGCAAAUUUGGAUAAAUAUUGACUUUGUAGAAAUUAAGUUCUUUCAUCAUAUCUUCUACUCCAGGAGAUAAUAAAUUAUUUGUGCCAGGCGGAGAAAUGUUAGGAACCCUCCCUUCCUUGGUACUAAGGUAGAAAUUGCAAGAGUCACCUCACUGGGUUCACGUCGUUGCUCGUCUAUCUUGUCCCUAGUCAAGUCUUUCUGCGUGCGAAAAAUCCCCAAAUGCUUUACAACAAAUAUAUUGUUAAUUUGGUGACCAUUGGUCAUGGCCAAUUGGUCAUGUAAAAUUCUAGAUAUUUAGACCUGUAUUUGAUAAAGGGAGAGUUAAGUAAUAGAGUUGAUUAGGCUUGGGAGGACUAGGAAUUUGGUUACUUUUAAAAGUACUGUUACCUGUAAUUUUUAUAAAAGGUAAGUUUAAAAUGUUUAUAGCUUUUAAUUAGCAUCUUUGAAGACAAAUUAGUUCUUUCCAUGAUAAACUAUCUUUACUCCAGUAUCAGUUUUCAUUAGAUACCAAAUAACUAGAAUGGUAUUCAGAUAAAAUGUUAAUGGAUCCAACCGAGGUAAAUAAAUAUGUCUUGGUGACACAGAUUCUUUUACUACCUAAACCAGUGAGAGCAAUAAUUGGUAGGACUGUGCUUUUCUAAAGUUAAAGAUACCCCUUUCUCAAUUUUUUUGUGUGUAAUACUUUUCCUGGUGCUAGGUUUGAUAGAUGAAAUAUUUUGAAAUGUUGGACCCCACAGUGAAUGUGCUUUGUUAGUUAAUAGGUUUGUUAGGUUAUAAUUAGGAUCCUAAAAAAUUUCCGAGCAGUUUUUGGUCUUCAUUCUACAUUUCUGGGCAUUUGUAAUAUGGUAUUUUACUGAUAGAUAAAUAUAUAUUUUUUAAUUGACGUUUGUGUUCAGAUUAUGGGGGAAGAAGUUUAAAAGUAUAUUUGUUCUAAUAAAGUAUUAAGACACUUUAAACAUCAUUGCACCCCUCUGCAGUUGCUUCAGUUUAGAAUUCCAUAAAAGGGUGUGAACUUGCACUGUAUUUUAAAUUAAAGCUGGUUCACACUUUGAAAUUUUGUGGCAAAUAGCUGUUCCUGAACUGAGCUGAUUAAUCACACAGUUAUUGCUUUUCCUGUAUUUUCUUUUAGGGACAUUUGAGAAUUGAGUGACUUUUAAAAAUUUAUUACCAUUCAGCUUUUGCAAAGAAAUGUUAAAGUUUUGAAUAAAAGCUAGGUGUUGUGGUGAAAGUUAAAAGCUCCAUAGAUUAUUUUCAUUGUUCUCGAAAACAAUGUGUUCCAUACCUGAUUGGUGUACUAGUUAGACUAUAUUUAAAAUGGUUAAUGAUGAAGAAUGUUACUGGAUUAGAAUUUAAAUUCCUAAACUUCAAGUGUAUAAAAAGGAAUUUAAAAAUGCAUGCUUUCUGAUUUUACAUAAAUUGUUUUAACAUUGCCCAUUCCUGCCCCAAUGCCCAUCCCCAUAAGUUACUUAUUUUGCAUGUGCACAGACUUAAUCAGAAACAGUCUAUGAGGCUACAGUUUUUUCUUUAUCAGGAAUCAGUAUUGACCUUGGACCCUUGGUCACUUUUUACUUACUAGUCACAUUGACUGAUGCAUCAGAUGGUGGGGAUACCUAGAAUUUUGAGACUUAACAGUAGUUACCCGUUAUUUCAGCAUUCCGGAAGUGUGUUUUGUAGCGUCCUGUGUACCACCUGUUAGCCCUGUCUUCCUUUGAUUGGCUGCAGCGUGAGCCGCUUCUGUGUGUCCGCCCAGGGGCCGCUUCUGAAGCGCAGGCCGCCCCAGGGUCGAGCGCUGUGGGGGGAGGCUGCAGCGCCGUCUCCUGAAACAGGCUCCUACAUAUGUAGUGUGUACCUUUUUCUAAUAAAUUCUUCUGAUAAACAAA
Messenger RNA from Cavia porcellus (domestic guinea pig), 7147 nucleotides. RefSeq names its product SR-related CTD associated factor 11 (gene Scaf11). NCBI's taxonomy places the organism in Eukaryota, Metazoa, Chordata, Mammalia, Rodentia, Caviidae. The record is from RefSeq and is a predicted model, not a curated record. The transcript has 15 exons. Gene Ontology annotation, biological process: spliceosomal complex assembly. Gene Ontology annotation, molecular function: RNA binding. The coding region runs from base 204 to 4544 and encodes 1446 amino acids.